Bradysia coprophila is the source of this 1187-nucleotide messenger RNA. Its product is annotated as regucalcin-like. The record is from RefSeq and is a predicted model, not a curated record. NCBI's taxonomy places the organism in Eukaryota, Metazoa, Arthropoda, Insecta, Diptera, Sciaridae. Gene Ontology annotation, biological process: L-ascorbic acid biosynthetic process. Gene Ontology annotation, molecular function: gluconolactonase activity; calcium ion binding.
UAGUACAGUUAUUAUACUCAAGCCACGCUGGAAUAAUUGCUCAACUCAUCUGAAUUAUUUGUACAAUUCAAUCGUUGAAAAAAUGUGGCGCCUAACAAUUGUGUUAGCAAUUUGUAUUCAUUGCGUGUUUUCGGAUUUACAAAUAACGCCGAUAGCUGGACCUCAAGUAAAUCUGCCCGAUUCGGUUUUCUGGAGUGAUUAUGACCAGAGCUUGUACUAUGCAGAUUACUUCGCAUUUGGAAACGAGUCAUCGAUUUAUCGUUACGAUUACAACAAAGGAACAAUACAUUCAGCGUAUGUAGAUGGUAAAGAUGAAAUGCUGUACUUACUUCCCGUCAAAAGAUGUGGAGAUAUUUUGCAAUCCAUUUUGGAAUCGAUUUUGUACAAAAACAAUUUGUUCAUGGCUGGUUUCGGUCACGAUAACUAUCUGAUCCAUUGGGAUGGCUAUCAGCCAAUCGCAAAGGUGAUCAGGUCUGCGUUCAGCGUCGAAGAGAACUCUCCGUCAGCCAAAAUGGAUAUAUCAAAACCAAAUGCCAAAGGAGAAUUUUUCGGAGGAACUACUACCGACCAAUACUGCGGGGGAACAUCAAACUCAUCAGUUUACUCGUAUUCAAUAGCGAAAGGCUUGCGGAAAAUUUACACGGGAUCUCAAGCGAAUUCAGGAAUGGUCUUCAAUGGUGAUACAAUUUAUGUGACCGAUGUUUGCCUUCAAACGAUUACGGAGCUUAAAAAAGAUCGUGUUGGAAAUUAUGUGAGUCGAGUGGUCUUCGAUUUUCGUACGGAAGAUAACGCUACACGACCGAGUGGGCUUGAAAUUGAUGCUGAUGGAUAUCUUUAUGUUGUCGGUUAUGUUAACGGAAAGGUGUGGCGGAUAGACCCAAAAACAUCAACGGGUGUCGUCAUCGCAACAUUCCCCUAUUUUUUAACAGGGGUAGCUUUUGGUGGACCCAAACGAGAUAUUUUAUUUGUCGUAACUGCAUCGGCGUUAAUACAAGCAUGGCCUUUGAAGGCCUUAUAUUACAAUCCAGCACCACCACUAAUCAUGAUAACAGGCUUAGAAACGAGAGGCGUUCGAUCGGAAGACCUACAAUGUUGACGGAGGGAAUUUCAUCGAGUAUUUCCAUAUAAAAUUGCACCACUUUGAUGUGAGUGAAUGAAAGAAAAUUAAAUAAAAAAUUAAAUAAAUU